AAGAAUAGCUAUUGUUGAAGACAAGUCAUCAUGGAUUUCAUCAUGAAUUCAGCAUUUCCAAUGCCUGGUGACCCAGAGAUCCGCAUCAUCCUCUUUGGAAAGGCAGGUGCUGGGAAAAGUGCCGCAGGAAACACCAUUCUUGGCAAGAAGGUUUUCGAGGUUGGCCAUAUAACAAAAUCCUAUCAGUUAGGAAUCAGGGCAUGGAACAGUAAGCGAGUCAUCGUUCUUGACACUCCAGCUAUUUUUGAUUUUGAUCGUGAAGAACGCCAAAUUUCCCCAGAGAUCUGGAGCUCUCGCCAUCUUUCCCGACCAGGCCCCCACGCCCUGGUGUUGGUGGGCCAAUUGGACCAUUUCGAUGAGGUGGAUGAAAGGGCAAAAAGAUUGAUCCAGAAAGUGUUUGGCCAUGGGGCCAUGAAAUAUACCAUUCUCCUCCUCACCGGAAAAGAAAAAUCAGGCAGUAGAACCUUGGAUGAAUAUCUAUCAAACCAAGAAAAUAAGGCCCUUCAGGAAAUGAUGGAAGAGUGCCAUCACCGAUGCGUGGCUUUCAACAACAAUGAGACAGGAGAGAAGCAGACACUGCAGGCUGAAGCGCUGCUCUUGAAAAUUGAGCAGAUGGUGCGGGAUAAUUUGAAGAAGCCCUUUUGUGCUCUUGAAAUAGAAAACCAUUUGGAGCCACCUCCAGAGGAAAGGCAGGCUAUGGAAAUGCAUGAACAAAAGGAAGACUUGGGACAUGCACAGGAAGUAGAAAAAACAAAAGAUGAAAUGGAACAUCGGGAAAAGAAGAGAUCAAAUGCAAGAGGAGAAGGAUCUUUUGCUUACAAUCAGAUGGCAAGAGCAGCAAAUGCUGUCUAUGAGAGUCCAAGAGAAUCGGGGAGCAUCGGCUGCAGUUCCAAAGAGCCAGAGCUACGCAUCAUCCUCGUUGGAAAGACAGGGACAGGGAAAAGUGCUACCGGAAACACCAUCCUUGGGGAAAAGCAGUUUGAGUCCAGACUUGAAUCCAGCCCGGUAACAAAGUCUUGUCAACUGGGCAUCAGGGAGUGGAAGGGGAAGAGGAUUGUUGUUAUGGACACGCCACCCCUUUUUGACUCUCAUGAAAUCUGGAAUUUCAGGGAGAUCCAGCACUGCCUCUGCCUCUCGGGCCCAGUUCCCUGUGCCCUGGUACUGGUGGUUCAAGUGGGCCGUUUCACAGCAGAAGACCACCAGUUGGUAGAACGGGUAAAAAAGAAAUUUGGCAUUGCGGCUCAAAAGUAUAUGAUCAUAAUUUUUACACACAUAGAAAAACUGUGUGAUGUAAAGCUGGAAGAGUAUGUCAAUAAUUCAGAUAACAAACACUUUCGGAAGUUGAUUCAGGAUUGCAGCAAUCAAUAUUGUGGUUUUAACAACAACGAGACAGGAGAGAAGCAAGCAGCACAAGCUGAGGAACUGCUCUUCAAAAUUGAGGAGAUGUUUCAGGAGAAUCAAGAUGAGCCCUUCAGUGAUAUAACACAGGAAGAAGAAAAAUGAGAAUGCACGAAUAUAUGCAGAAGACGUUCCCCAAUAGAGCCCAGCUCCAAAAUAGGCCAGUCCACUAUGAACUGUUCUUGCUAAUUCAGCUGCCUCUCCCCUCUACUCGUCACCGUUCGUCUUUUAAUUUUGUCCGGUCCUAGUAGGUAAAGUCCACCUUUCCUUAUGUAUAUGAACAGCAUUGUUGAAAUUUGGAACCCAAACCCAUAAUAAUUCAACACAGUCCAGAGACUUAGAGCAUGAUUCACAAGUUCUCCUGUACAUGUAGAAGCUGUCUAUGAAGUUAUGUAGGUGAUUGCUUAGUGGACUGUACCACAAAUCAGUGCCAGACACAUCAUUUAGGGAGGCCUGUCAACAGGAGCCAAGCCUCAGUCUUACCAGCACCCAUUAAGCUGGAAAGUAGAAAGGGGAUGCUGUUUGCUUCUCUUCAGCCUAUAGAGAGGGGAACUGGGGUCAGGUAAAGGUGUUAAUGGAGUUUUGUCUCACUUGUGGGGGAAAGCAUUAACCUUAAAACUAAGGGUCAGUGACCAUUCCAAAUCGACACAUUAUCUACAAGACUGUAUUAAGAUUAUUCUCUCUUAUAAUCAGUCUCUAACAAGUAAUCAGCCCUCUGACUGAAAAGGGGUCAGAAGUUUCUUUAUUCCAGGCGUCAUGUGAAAACUUUGUAUUCCAGGAAAAAACUAUUCCAUGUUAUCUUUUAAGAUUUUUAUUUUAAAUUGUCAAAUCACACUUCAAAUGAUUAAAAACAAUGGUACAAAACCCACUAGCAUAUGUCAAUGAAAUCAGAAAUAGGCAGUUGUAUGUCAUUUUAUCCUAUCAUAAACGUAAAAGAGGGGGGAUUAGUGGGGAGAGGUGCCGUGGAGGGUAGGAAGGCUUUCUUCUCUGUUGCAGGGCUCCGAGGAUUGGGCUGUUUGCCCUUUGGUUCUGGAACCGCCAAAUGUGAAAUCUUCCCACUUGGGGAGGGGCAAGGAAACAGCCAGCCCUUGUCUAGGUUGGUGUGUUCAGAGGCUCCAUUUGGGACUGCGAAGAAAUACUUGGCCCUGAAGCUUCCAUGAAAAACUGUUUGGUCUUUUACCCGAUGUACAUCUCUGCCCUCUUCCCCACAAUGCAGCUUGCCCCCUUCCAGUGAGGUCAACCCCUCUGACCCCAAGGAGGGCUGGCAGCAAGGAGCCAAGGGACUCCACAGGGCUCUUCUCCUCUCUUCUUCAUGCUGCUCUUCCAGCAUUAAUAUCCUCUUCUCUUUUUGGCUCCCUCCACCAAGUGGAAUGCCUUUCCAGUGAUGUCAACAAAUUCUUCCUCCUUCUUCUUCCAGGGCUGGGUGUACUUUGAAGAGGUGGCUGUGUAUUUCUCCCAGGGGGAGUGGACCCUGCUAAGCCCAGCCCAGAGGGCUCCCUACAAGGAAGUCAUGCUGGAGAAUUUUGGCCAUGUGGCCUCUCUGGAUGAGGAUCCCUUUCUCCUGGGCUGUCUCCUUCUUGCUGUGAGGAGUGGCUAUAAGGAAGUCCUGAUGUGGAAGGAUGUGCUCAGUCUGUGUGCCUUGUGGCUGAUCUCUGACACCCUCCAUGAGCCUUCCUCUGAUGUGGAUUUUGGUUCCUUUGGGUAGGAGCCCCUGCCUGGCAGUCCGGUGCCUGGACCACAUGAGAGGGCAUCAGAAAAGGUGCCAAAGGACGCUGGGUCUGGAGAAGUGGGAGGGUCUAAGCAGGGGCUUCUCUCCAGUCUGGGCCUUGCCUUAAGUGGGCUGAGAUGCAGCUGCGGAGGGAACUCUGCUGGCUUUUCUGCCACUCAUUUGUUCUCAGUUGGGAUUUCCACUUCCACUUGGCUGGGAGCGGGCACAGAACUAGUAAUGCCAAGUGGGUACUUCUAGGCCCCAAACUGUACUCUCUCCCCCCCCCCCCCAUCACUUGCCUGUGUUUGCUGCCUGUGGAUAUGGAGGCUUCCUUCAGUCCCCAUGGCUAGUCUUUGAUGGACCUCUCCUCUGUGGAUCUGCUUAAUUCACUUGUAAAGUCAUGUGAAUUGUUCCCCUGAAGUUCUAGUCAUAACCGUGACAGAAAGGUCUGUUCUCUCCUUCGGCCCCUUUACAGUUCGGUAGUCAAUGAGACUUUCAGGCUAGCUAUGUUUCUGUGUGCAUAGGUGUCUCAUUCAGUUGUUCCCCUAUACUUCUAGCCAUAUCCAUGACACUGUUCCUAAUGGCUGGAUCUCCUACUACUGAAAGCCCAUAUUCUCCUGACCCGUAACAGGUAUCCUCAGCACGAGAAGGUAUUGGUUCAGCAUGCAAAAAAGGGGUCCCUUCUGAGAGAUUAUGUUUGCCCCCUCUCCCAGAUUCCCUCCAACCUUGGGACCCUCAUUCUCUUUGACAAUAGUGGAUCCAUCAGCACAGCUAUGGGAAGGUUUUAACAGAUCCCUACAGUCUCAUCUACACACUUCAGUCUCUCAGAUUCUCCAGAUUGCCCACCCUAGUGUCAAGGGGGGGGAAUCUGUUCCUUGAGAGCAAACACCUCCAUGCAUCAAGCACACACCCACAAUUGCUACCUCUGAAACAUACACAUGGCACUCAUUCUGUCCCCGUUUAAUGAUGCUGAGUCUCUAUGGUUGUCAUGAUUGUACCCACUCAUGCCAUUAUUUUGCUGAGCCUUGAUUUCACAUUGCUUUUGCUUUAACUUGAGUUCCUUUCACAGGCCUGCUGGAAAAUGAAAGCAUCUUAUCUCUCAUGGGAAUGUCUCCCUUUAUUACUCUGGCCUUGCUGUUGCAGCUGUGUGUGCCAAAAUGUGUUGCAAUCUACUACCUUCCUGGUGUCUAGACAAAGCUAUGAAACCUCUUUGAGAAUUUCUCAUGAUCUCUUCCCACCAUAGAUAUGUUUACUGGAGGGAGGGGGGGAGUAAUGGGACCUAUAUCAGAAUGUAAUUUUGUUUGCUUAACCAUUCCUGUCAAUUUUCUUAGUCGACUGUAGUUCUCUCUAUGAACCUUAUUGAUCUCUGAUUAAAGCUUUUUCA
This is a messenger RNA of Eublepharis macularius, 4490 nucleotides long. Its product is annotated as GTPase IMAP family member 6-like. Gene Ontology annotation, molecular function: GTP binding. The record is from RefSeq and is a predicted model, not a curated record. Lineage: Eukaryota; Metazoa; Chordata; Lepidosauria; Squamata; Eublepharidae.